Messenger RNA from Leucoraja erinaceus (little skate), 2305 nucleotides. RefSeq names its product RAD52 homolog, DNA repair protein (gene rad52). The coding region runs from base 272 to 1327 and encodes 351 amino acids. Gene Ontology annotation, cellular component: nucleus. The record is from RefSeq and is a predicted model, not a curated record. The transcript has 10 exons. Lineage: Eukaryota; Metazoa; Chordata; Chondrichthyes; Rajiformes; Rajidae. Gene Ontology annotation, biological process: mitotic recombination; double-strand break repair via homologous recombination; double-strand break repair via single-strand annealing.
GAUGGUUGAUCAAUAGAAUGGAGUGCAUAUUGUUCGUGGAUUUUUAUGAAUUUUUAAAAUGGCACAUUAAAGACCGUUUAUUAAAAUUAAACCUUUGUAGAAAAGAACAGUUGGUCUCAACUUGGAUGAAUAACAAGUUUAAGGAAAGAGAUUGGCAAGCAAGGAUAAAAUGGUUGUUUUUCAGAAUAGGCAUUGGUAUCCAGUAAUGUUUCCCAUGGGUGAGUGCAAGGAUCCCCACAAAGCAAGAAUUUACCUUCUUAAAUAGUCCAAAAUGGUCUGCUACAUCGAGGGUCAUAGGGUUGUCAACCUCGCUAAUGAACUCUUUGGAUAUAAUGGUUGGUCCCAUUCCAUCACACAACAAAAUGUUGAUUUUGUGGAUCUCAUUAAUGGCAAAUUUUAUGUGGGCGUCAGUGCGUUUAUAAAGGUCCAACUCAAGGAUGGGUGUUUCCAUGAAGAUGUUGGUUAUGGAGUGAGUGAAGGACUGAAAUCCAAGGCAAUGUCCCUGGAGAAGGCCAGGAAGGAGGCGGUUACUGAUGGACUGAAGCGAUCUUUGAGAUCUUUUGGCAAUGCCUUGGGUAAUUGUAUUCUGGAUAAGGAGUACCUGCGAAUGGUUAAUAAACUACCAAAGCAGCAAACAGAUUUUCAGUUGGCUGAUGCUAAAAGAAAGGAUGAUGAACCCAUGGUUCGGAAAGCCAGGUAUAGCAGCUUAUUACAGGUUCAGCUCCAACCUCUGCCUCCUCCUGAUUCAUGUCCGCCGAACGAAGACAAUGAAGGAGAAAUUACAGACAGGAAAGAUGAAGUGGCAAGAGGAAAUUGCAGCCUUUCCCGCAACACAGAUUGCAGCACUGAUCUGGAUCCCACACACCAACGGAAACUUCGACAGAAGCAACUCCAACAACAGUUCAAAGAACAGAUGGCAAAGAAACUACAACCACAGCCACACGAAACUGGUAGUUGUAGUGAAGCACAAGCAACCAAUUACCCAGUGACAACCGCACAGUCAAAAUUGGCAUCAAUGGUUAAUCACAGCACACCUGUCAACCAUGAAGCUGAUUUUUUUCAGGAUAAGCUCUUGGCUGAUGAUCCUGAACUCUGGGAUAUUCCUCUGGAUGGUACCAGUUUUGAGAGUAAUCCAAAUGCCCCUCGGCAGGAACAAACUCCAUCUACACCUGUUAGAGACCAACAUCAGAUGAUGACAAGGAGCAGAACUCCACAAAAGAUAAUUCUCUCAAAACAACCACACAAUGCCUAUCAAAACCGAACAGUAGAAUCCAGUCCUUGCCGAAUGGGGCAAUUCAUGAAGAAACGCAGAUUGGAACCUGCCUGAAAAGAUCAAUUUGCCAAAAUAUUACUUUUUUUAUUGUCUUAGUUUUUACCUUUGUGUUUUUGUUUGUUAGGAAUGUCUAGUGUCACUCAAAAACAGCCUUUAAGGAUAGUGCAAAUUUUCAUGUUCAUUGAAUUCCUUUAUAGGAUUUGCCCGUCUAAGUUAUUUCAAAUCUACACCAUGUAUAACAAUGAUAUUUCCCAGGAACAUUUUAUGCUGCUAUUUUGAAUAUACAGCAUCACAAUAGAAACGGCUAGCGAUUCUACUGAUGUAUAGAGACUCUUCCAUUAGGUGUAGAUAGUUUGCUAUGAGUACGUGUGGGGAAAUAUUGAAAAAUAUACAUUUUUUAAAUCAAUAUUAAGGGAAUUUGUUUAGAAAGCAACACAAGCUUUCCAAGCUUGUCAAAUUUCGAAUGUACCAUUGCACUGAAAUGGGUGGGAGAAAUGGAGGACAGGUGAUAUUAUCAAGUAACGUGAUUGUAGUCUAAUUUUGUAUUGUUGAUCUUCCGAUUCUUGGUCAUCAUAAUUGUCUAAGCAUCCAGAGAUUUUUUAUUUAUUACCAAAAUAAUUGUAAAGUUCAAAAUGCAGAGAUAAUCUGUACAUUAUUUCAAAGAACGUCAGCAAUAUUUUCAUCCUCCAGACUCUAAUGCAUCUUGCAACUUGACAUGUAAAUUAUGCAAAAAGGUACAAUUAGUAGAUACUCUGUCUAUUAACUGCAAAAUUCAUUAAUUUAUAUGCCUACAGGCACAAAAUAUUACUGUUUAGUCUUAAUACACUUAGUUGCCAUCUUUAUAUUCUGUCCAUGCAGACAAAAGAAUGCAAGUUCCAUUAAAACAAGAGACUGAGCUGGAGAAAGACUGAGUGACAUGUUUUUUUAAACUGUGUUGUAUUAUUUUACCCCUUCCACAGAAUUCUAAUAUCUUUACAAUUGUACAUUUCUGUGCACUCUUGAUAUUUUCAUAAUUAAAAACUUGUGACCUUG